Molecule: messenger RNA, 1602 nt
Organism: Aspergillus clavatus NRRL 1
Lineage: Eukaryota; Fungi; Ascomycota; Eurotiomycetes; Eurotiales; Aspergillaceae
Product: amidohydrolase
Exons: 1
Coding region: 1-1602 (533 amino acids)
Molecular function (GO): hydrolase activity, acting on carbon-nitrogen (but not peptide) bonds
Source: RefSeq, a predicted model, not a curated record
AUGAAGACCCUCUUCACGCACGGACACUUUUUCGCCCCGCAAUCCCUCAACGCUCAGGAUGACAAUGUCUUCGCUGAGUGUCUAGUCGUCGAGAAUGACAAGAUCGUAUAUGUUGGCGCACAGGAAAAUGCACCCACUGCAGACGACACCGUCGACCUACAGAACCGCCUGGUCAUCCCAGGCUUUAUCGACGGGCAUGUGCAUAUCAUGAACUUCGGCCAGUCUCUCGGCCGGCUGAGUCUCCUGGACUGCACUUGCCUGGAGGAUAUCCGCAAGGUCAUCAAGUCGUUUGCUGAGGCUCAUCCCUCUGCCCCUCGUAUUCUGUGUCGAGGAUGGAUGCAAUCCUCCACCAAUGGCAUCGCUUUGGCGAGUAUGCUCGAUGAUCUGGACCCUCGGCCCAUCCAGAUCGAGUCGUUUGAUCUCCAUUCCUGCUGGUGCAAUUCCGCUGCGUUGGAGGAAAUGGGAGUCUACACCGCGCAAGACCCUGCAGGGGGCACGAUUCACCGCGAUGAGAACAGACGGCCAUCGGGGCUGUUGAGUGAAAAUGCCAUGAUGGAGAUUGUCUGGCCGUUUCUGCUAAAGACCGCUACCUUAGAGGACAUGAUGCAUGCACUUCGUCUGGCAUUUGCAGCGUACACUGAAGCCGGAUACACAGGCCUCGUCGACAUGGCCAUGGAGGAUAAUAUGUGGGCGGUCCUCAAGCCCUACUACGAACAAGAAAACCCACCGUUCCAUAUUGCAGCGCACUGGCUCGUUCCCUUCUCAGAGGACCAAGAGGCCAAUUUCACCCAUGUCGACCGUGCCAUCCAGCUCUGGCACGAAUUCAACCCUGCCACCUCGCCCCAUUUCUGCAUCACAGGCAUCAAACUCAUCUGUGAUGGCGUUGUAGAUGGCUGCACCGCGGCGCUAACUCAGCCAUACGGCAACAGACAGGACCCCGUCGAGCCGAUCUGGCCCGUCGAUAUGCUGAGAGCUGUCGUGCAGCGCGCCGACGCAGCGGGGCUCCAAUGCGCCAUCCACGCUAUUGGAGACAAGGCCGUAAAACAGGCCAUCGAUGUCCUCGGCGAAGUGGGCACCCCUGGCCGGCGUCAUCGCAUCGAGCAUCUCGAGCUCACGGCGCCCGAAGACGCGAAACGACUCGGCCAGCUGGGAAUCACGGCGUCGGUGCAGCCGGUCCACUCAGAUCCCGUUAUCCUCCGCGCAUGGCCGGAUCUAAUCGGUCCCGAGCGGUGCCAGCGCGCUUUUGCGUACAAGGAUUUCGCGGAAGGGGGCGCGAAGUUGGCGUUUGGAACGGACGCGCCGACCGCCGCCCAUCUACCGCUGCCAAAUUUGUACAAUGCGACGACGCGGAGAUCCGCGAUGGAGCCGGAGUCUUCCCAAACCACGAACGAGCACUUCGGGUUAGGACUGGCUGAGGCGGUUACAGCUGCUACCGAGGGCGCAGCGUACGCACGAUUUGCGGAGAAUUGGGCAGGAAUUUUGAAAGAGGGCUGCAGGGCGGAUUUUGUAGUGCUGGACAUGCAGUGGAACGCAGAGGACCUGUUGGAGGGCAAGGUCUGUGAGACCUGGUUUGCAGGAAAGAGAGUAUAUGCUACAAAAUAG